Molecule: messenger RNA, 1173 nt
Organism: Fraxinus pennsylvanica
Lineage: Eukaryota; Viridiplantae; Streptophyta; Magnoliopsida; Lamiales; Oleaceae
Source: the annotation of a GenBank genome assembly
AUGAUUUCAUUCCCUUUAGUCCAAUCCAGUCCAACACUAAACCCCGCCGCCUCUGCCACCAGCACGGCCACCCGGACUUUUCUCAUCCCCCACCAUUACCAUACUCACAAAUUAGCUUUCAUCUCAUCACAAUUUUCCCAUCCCGCCGACCUCCCCCGUCGCCUCAACCGCCUCCGUAUCCAGGCCAUAGACGCAGCACAGUCUUACAACUACGAAGCCCAGCUCGUCAACCGCUUCUCUCAAUCAACCAAGCUCAAAAUCGCCAUUAUUGGAUUCGGCAACUUCGGCCAGUUCCUUGCCAAGGCCUUUAUCCGACAGGGUCACACGGUUUUCGCACAUUCACGUUCAGAUUAUUCGUCAAUAGCGCAAUCCCUUGGCGUCGCCUUCUUCUUUGACACCCACGACCUCUGUGAACAACACCCAGAUGUUAUUCUUCUCUGUACCUCCAUUAUUUCCACUGAAUCAGUCCUCAAAUCCCUCCCCAUUCAACGCCUUAGGCGCAAUACACUAUUCGUCGACGUUUUAUCCGUAAAAGAAUUCCCCAAGAAUAUUUUCUUGCAACAUCUUCCCUCCCAUUUUGAUAUUCUUUGUAGUCACCCCAUGUUUGGGCCCGAAAGUGGGAAAAAUGGCUGGCAAAAUUUAGCAUUUGUUUUUGACAAAGUUAGGAUUGGGAAUGAGAAGUCUAGACUUACGCGGGCCGAGACUUUCUUGGAUAUUUUCAAGAACGAAGGGUGUAGAAUGGUGGAAAUGACUUGCGCAGAGCAUGAUAAAUACGCAGCGGGGUCUCAGUUUAUUACGCACACAAUGGGGAGGAUUUUGGAGAAGUUGCAAUUGCAGGGUACCCCAGUUAAUACAAAAGGGUAUGAGACUCUGUUGAAUUUGGUGGAUAAUACGGCCAGUGAUAGCUUUGAUCUGUACUAUGGGUUGUUUAUGUACAACAAGAAUGCCAUGGAGCAGCUGGAGAGGUUGGAUUUAGCGUUUGAGGCAUUGAAGAAAGAGUUGUUUGGGCAUUUACAUGAAGUUUUGCGGAAGCAAUUGUUCGGGAAAUCGGAGGAAAGUCCUAGGCUGGUGCUCGCAAAGUUGCCGAAGAAGAAUAGGACUUCAUUGUUGCCCGCAUCUACAUCAGAGACAGAGACCGUUGUGAACAAUACCUUGGUGAACAAUAACAACUAG